CAUGCCCAGUGUCCAUGGUUACGUUCAAUGUAAAUAACUUGCAGGACAACGAAUGGUAAAUCUGAGAACAUUUGGAAAAAAGAACGGGGUGUAAACACGGUUUUAGGGGCGGAAUCAUACUUAUACAUUGAACAAUCAUGCCUGGCAGCGCUAUCUCAGCCUCCAAUAGUUCAACCUCCUCCGCAUCAAAGAGAGCCAAGACACGCCAGUAUCGGGUGAUCAGUAACACCUCUCAGAUCGAUGAGUCGCUGUUUGGUCAGCCCAACCGGGUGGCCAAGAGGAACGAGAUGCUGAAGGACAUGUGGACUGGCGAGAGGACGCAGGAUGUUUCCCUGGAAACGCUGGCCAAACAGAGAAGCGACAAACGUAGAAAAGGAAAAUCCAGUAACCGAGAAACAGUACAGGUCAUCACUAAGGAUCUCAUCCGAAACCUCAUCGUCCCCACAGAAGAUCCAUCUGGCCAAACCAUGAUUCUUUCCCGACGCGACUUUGAAAGAAUACUGCAAGGAGCUCGCACUUUUUCCAAAUCUGAAAAAGAGGCCCGCAGUGAUUCAAUCAAGAUGGCAAAGGAAGCUGCUAUGGACGCAGCCCAAGAGAGGAAGAAUUACAUGAAGGCCAUGGACCUGGCUCGCCAGAAGAAUGAGAGGCUAAAUGACCUUGAGGAAGAGGCCAAGGACAAGGCCGAGCAUCUUCUAUCCAAGGCCAAUGAGAUGAGGCAGGAACAGGAGGAUGAGAUCAAGCAUCUCAAUGAGCUUAUCUUGAACGCCAAGUGCCAUGCUAUCCGGGACGCGCAGAUCCUGGAGAAGGGGCACGUGAAGAGGGAGAUGACGGAGGAGGAGAAGAGGCUUGACAUCAUGAUGGAGGUCGAUAGACAGAACGCCAUACGCAUCCAGGAGGAGAUUGAAAGAAAGAAGAAGGACGACCAGCUGAUUGGGGCGGCCAAGCUGAUGGAGCAGAUCCAGGAGAACGAGCAGGAGCGUCUGUUUGAGCUGGAGAGGAAGGACCAGGAGAACAUCCAGAUGCAGAAGUACAUCGGGAAGCUGAUGGAGGAAGAUCAGGACAUGAAGGACAAGAGGAAGGCAGAGCAGACCGACCUCAGGGAGGAGCUCAACAAAGCUAACGAUGACAUCAUCCGUCGCCGAGAUGUCAAGAAACUGCAAGAGCAAGCGGAAGAAAUGAAAGUGCUGGAAUACCAGAGACAGAAAGCUGAGAGAGAAGCUGCAUUUGAAAAGGAGCAGGAGAGGAUCCGCAUUGAGAAGGAGCGGGAGGUUGCCAGACUUCGAGCUUUGCAGGAGCGGGCAAGGGACGAGCAGGCCGAGCGGGAUGCUUUGCGGGCCAAGCGUGCUCAGGAGCAAGCCGAGCGGGAGUGGCGCAAGAAGGAGGCAGCCGAAGCAUACAAGAAGUCGGAGAUGGAAGCAAUGCUCAAGGGCGCUCGCAGUAUGCAGAUGUCACAGAAGGAGCACUACCUUGCAGUGCAGGCACAGAGAGAGAGAUCCGAGUUUGAGAGAGUGCUUAGGGCCCAGAAGGAGCUGGUGGAGAAGGAACAACGAGAGGACGAUGUGAUGCGCAAGAAGCGUCUGACACAUGCGGAGGAAGUGCGUCGCCAGAUUAGGCAGAAGGAGCACGAGAAGGUCAAAGAACGAAACAACUUCUUUGAGGAAGGUGUGAAGCUUGACGAAGAGGCACGUGUCCGUCGAAACAGACUGGAGGAAGUGAAGAGGAAGAAGCUCCAAGAACUCAGGGAUAUUGGCAUCCCUGAGAAAUACCUGCGCCAUGUUGUCCACCAGGCGAAGCUGGAGAACCCAGAGUCGGUGGCCGUGUAGCGUCCAGCGGGAAGCUGGGAUCCCCGAGAAGUAUCUUUCCCAAGUCGAGAGAAAGGUUAACCAACCAGCGAAAAUCAUGGCCUAAGUUUUGGUUACCAUGGAAACACCUCUUCCGUCCAAAGAAAAUUGUGAUAUACUUUUGGAAAUAUUUGUGUAAUGAUAAACACAAUAUUUAUGAGAACACAGUACUACAAGUACUUGUGAUACUAUUGUUGAAUGUUGGUAUUUUAAUAGGCUAAUUUUGGUAUGUGAUCUUUUCUGUUAUUGAAAACACGAAAGAUUGGUUAAGAUUUGGCUUGAGUGAAAAUAUGACAAAACUAUUGCUUGUGGUUGGAUAUAUUGUCUAAACUGGAUUUUGUCAAAAUGUUUUUGGAAAUAUCUGAUAGUCCUGUCUGGCAUGGCAGAAGCGAACCUGACCUCGAUGACCUUGGUAACUCAAGGUCAUGGUUAUAUGUAAAACAAUCAUCAGUAUUCUAUAUGUUAUUGUGCAAAUAGUGUUGUUUCCAGUAUAUUAUUGUACAUAAUGGUUGUCCUGCAAACACAUAUAUAUAUAUAUAUAUACUACUACAAAAAGUUAAAGAGCACCAAAUGUUUUUCAUGACUAUACUUAAUGUCAGGCCAUGACUGGUUAGCGAUAAUCAUAUGAAAGAAAUCUGGUGUUCUCGAACUUCUUUUGAGUAGCAUACAUCAUCCAUCCAAAUUUUCAAUGCUGUUUGCUUUUCAAGUAGUAUUUUCACGUUACAUUAGGUAAAUUUAUUCAAUACAGAAAUAUCCAAAUUUUCUCUUUCGUUAGGAUUAUUCUGUUGAAUCAUGGCACUUUAAGUUACUGUGAUCACAUCCUUGUACAUAUCAUCUACUUUCCUCUGCGUAUUGAUUGAUGAAAACACACAAAUUUAGACUUGUGUUAAACCACUAAGAAAUAAAAUUCUUCAUUACA
Molecule: messenger RNA, 2760 nt
Organism: Haliotis rufescens (red abalone)
Lineage: Eukaryota; Metazoa; Mollusca; Gastropoda; Lepetellida; Haliotidae
Product: cilia- and flagella-associated protein 45-like
Exons: 10
Coding region: 138-1823 (561 amino acids)
Source: RefSeq, a predicted model, not a curated record